UCCUGGGACGUCAUGGUGUCUAAGCGUAAUGCUAAAUACUACAACAACAACAUAGAGAACUCAGAAUAUCGUAACGACUUAUUCAAAUGCAAACCGCAGACAGAACACUUCAAGCUGGUUGUUAACAAACUGUACGAUCUCCAGGGAAUAUGCGACAUGGAACUCACGACGAGAGAUCUUCUCUCGUUCUGCCGACAGAUCGCAAUGGGCAUGGAGUUCUUGGCCUCCAAUAGAGUGGUCCAUAGAGAUCUAGCAGCAAGAAAUGUUUUGGUGGCUAGUGAUAGGACUCUGAAAAUAGCUGACUUCGGAUUAUCGAGGGACAUUUAUGAGGAAAACCAAUACAAACAGAAAGGUAACGGCAAGAUGCCUAUGAAGUGGAUGGCGUUGGAAUCUCUAACUCACAGGAUAUACACAACUCAAAGCGAUGUAUGGUCGUUCGGCGUGGUGAUGUGGGAGGUGGCUAGCGUGGGCGGCAGCCCGUACGCGGGCGUGGCGGGCGCGCGCCUGCCGCGGCUGCUGCGCGCCGGGUACCGCAUGCCGCGCCCCAGCCACUGCCCGCCGCAACUGUACGUACGAGUAUUCGCGCACAAGUAUUAUAGCACCCGUAAAUUGCUGAUGCGCUGGAAUCUUGCCUAGAUAACACCCGCCAUAUAUGACGUCAUAUGAAAAUAGAAAGUAUAGAUAGAACAAAAGGCGAGAAUUAUUAUUGUAAUAUUUAUGAUCUCCAAAAUAUUGUUAAAAUAAUUUAAUAAAUCUAAGUGCAUGAAUUUUUGGUAAACAAUCUUUUUAUAUGUAGAUAUUAAGGUAUAUGUAGAUGGAAAGCACAGUUUUUCAAACACAACAAAAAGUAAUAAAUGAGAGACAUUAGAUAUAUUAUUUAUUAGUGAAAUUAUGUUUACUUAUUGAAAAAAUCGUAAUAAGUUAUUAUUUUAGUCAACCAUAACAAGUAACAACAAACUUAACAAUAACAAUCAAUAAUCAACAAAAUCAUAACAACAAUGAAGUGUGACCUCAUCACAACCCAACUCAAUAAGCGUACUCUUCAACCAGCGUUUAUUUGUUAACGGUACUGAUUUUUCAACGCAAUUACGUCAUCAAAAUGGCGGCCAGGCGUUAGUGAUUUGCGGGGAUUAUAUCUACUACUAAUAUAACAUACAGCGUCCGCGUGCCGAGCACGAGCCGUGCUUACGGGCGACAUGUCCAGCCUACUCACAUUUAAAAUUUUG
Messenger RNA from Diatraea saccharalis (sugarcane borer), 1226 nucleotides. The record is from the annotation of a GenBank genome assembly. NCBI's taxonomy places the organism in Eukaryota, Metazoa, Arthropoda, Insecta, Lepidoptera, Crambidae.